Molecule: messenger RNA, 1176 nt
Organism: Alternaria infectoria
Lineage: Eukaryota; Fungi; Ascomycota; Dothideomycetes; Pleosporales; Pleosporaceae
Exons: 2
Coding region: 1-1176 (391 amino acids)
Source: RefSeq, a predicted model, not a curated record
AUGUCGACCGCAAGAACAGUGACAUCGCCGGUGUCUCCGGAUCGCACGAUCCACGACGCUAUACUUGCAGCGCUCGCUCUUCCCACCCUAAAAGCUAAGGCGGAAGCCUUGAAGGGAGCUUUACAAGACUGGCGAGGCGACGCUGAGGCAGGUGUCAAGUCUCCCCAUCUACUCGUCCACAUCUUCGACCGCUUGUACGAACUCGAGGCACUCCCCGGCGCCCUUACCAAACAAGACUCCACCAACUUCAAAGUCGUCCGAGAAGUAUGCGACGAACUCGGCUUCAAGAUGCUUUUCGCGCGUGUUGACAAGGCGCUCGGUGGUUGUACCUUUAUCGCACACAACAAGAUCGCGAACUGGACAAGAAGCCGUCCUAAAUUCGACAUUCCCAAAGACUGGGUCUUCAUCGAUAGACUAACGCUUGAGCACGUUGUCGAUGUGCAUGGAGAGUCUUUGCCCGGUUGUCUACCUUUGUUAGAUUCGGAAGUCAUUCAAAAGGACCCUUUUACGUAUAAGACGGCUAGCGUGCAGACUUGUGAGGGGGUCAAGAGCAUGGCUUCGGGGAUGGAUCAUGAAAAGGCAGCACUCGUCAUUAUUCCUACUCAUAAUGUCACUGCUUACGAAGUUCGACAAUGCUUGACUAUUCCGGUGAAGGAGAGCGUCUACCACAACGAGGAUCUCUGGGAACAACACGGCCCGGACCUUGGCUCGCCGCAGGCUGAUUCAGAGACUAUCAUUCAAAUGCUCGACAAAGCAACGGAAAAGGCGCGUAAUCCCGUCAUGGUUACGACCGAGGACGAGCACAUUCGGGAAAUAUGCGAGUUGUUCUACGGAUACUACGACAAAGAGAAGAGCGGUUGGCAUACACUCAGAAGGUUCCCAGCGAUACGCGAGGAGGCUUUGGAGCGUCUGACUGCUGUAAGCGUGGAGUACGGCUCACAGGACAUUUGGCAGAGGGCAGUUGAGAUGCUCAACGAGUGGUGGCUCUCUAAGCCCCAGAUGAAGACCGAUAUCACAGCUGAGACGCUUUGCCAUUCGCUGCAUCAAUCGCUGGGCAAAGAAUAUCCCGAGAAGGCGAGCUAUCUGGUGAACGGGACUUACGGUCUUGAAGCGAAUAUCGCCGUAUGCAACAAGAUCAAGGUCGCUUUUGAAGCUAAUCAUGAAGGAAAUGAGUAA